Aspergillus nomiae NRRL 13137 is the source of this 705-nucleotide messenger RNA. Its product is annotated as PEX11 family protein. The coding region runs from base 1 to 705 and encodes 234 amino acids. Gene Ontology annotation, cellular component: peroxisomal membrane. The transcript is spliced from 3 exons. The record is from RefSeq and is a predicted model, not a curated record. Gene Ontology annotation, biological process: regulation of peroxisome size; peroxisome fission. Lineage: Eukaryota; Fungi; Ascomycota; Eurotiomycetes; Eurotiales; Aspergillaceae.
AUGGUCGCAAAUACAUCGAACGGCCACCCUGCGCUGGCGCACUGUCUACGAUUUGCCGCGACGACCGUCGGCCGGGAUAAGCUGCUACGGACAGCACAAUACUUCUCACGGUUCUAUAUCUGGCACCUAUACCGCAGAAACCACCAAAAGUCCGCAAUCGAUGCCUACAUUGUUCUCCGGAGGCAGCUUGGGACCACGCGCAAGAUCUUACGGCUUGGCAACUUCCUACAGAACCUCCAGACCCUCGCCCGUGUCAUGAGCGACAAGAACCACAGUGAACCGGUGCUAAAAUUCUUGGCAAUUGGGGGUCAACUCGGCUUUGGUGGAUAUCUGGUUUUCGACAAUAUCACUGCUCUCAAGGAUAUCGGGAUCUACAAGUUGCCAUCGUCGGAGCGCCUAGAUGUCCUAGCGGAUAAAUUCUGGGCUGCGGGUUUGGUUUGUAGCAUCAUGACAUGCAUCUAUACCUUACUGCACUCGCAGACUCAGCAGAGAACGAAGCCCGAGGAGGGCGAGCGAGAAUCCAAUAAUAAGAUGCGUGCCAAGGAGCGAUCCGCUGCUUGGAUUCAGCUCAUCUCGGACCUAUGCGACUUGACGGUUCCGGGGAAGAGUUUGGGUGUUAAUGCACUCGACGAUGGCAUGGUUGGCAUGGCCGGUACCGUGAGUAGUUUAAUAGGUGUCUGGAACCAAUGGAAGACCACUGCGUAG